This is a messenger RNA of Lepus europaeus (European hare), 3423 nucleotides long. RefSeq names its product innate immunity activator (gene INAVA). The coding region runs from base 1 to 1974 and encodes 657 amino acids. The transcript has 10 exons. Lineage: Eukaryota; Metazoa; Chordata; Mammalia; Lagomorpha; Leporidae. Gene Ontology annotation, biological process: adherens junction maintenance; positive regulation of protein ubiquitination. The record is from RefSeq and is a predicted model, not a curated record.
AUGCUGCAAAUGCCGAAGUUAAAUGAAAUACCUCCGGGGAGGGCGGGCCGGGGGGAGGCCCGGGCGGCGGGGAGGCGGCCCCGACCUGCAGGUCCCGAGGCCGCGAGGCGCGCGCGGGGGGCGCGGGGGCGGGCGUCCGGCGCCGGAGCUGCCCGGGACAGCUGGGGAAGCUCCAGGCUACCUACGCAUCCUGGCCCAGGCUGGGACCGGUGUCGCCCCUCCCUGCUCUGUGUCCCCUCCUCCCAGAAGCCCACCAUGGAGAGUAAGGAUGAGGUCAGCGACACUGACAGCGGCAUCAUCCUGCAGUCUGGCCCUGACAGCCCGGUCUCCCCGAUGAAGGAGCUGACCCAGGCAGUGCGCAAGCAGCAGAGGGCCCUGGAAGCACGCCUGGAGGCCUGCCUGGAGGAGCUGAGGAGGCUCUGCCUGAGGGAGGCGGAGCUGACGGGCAGCUUGCCGGCAGAGUUCCCCCUGAAGCCAGGGGAGAAGGCCCCCACGGUGCGCCGCAGGGUCGGUGCCGCCUACAGACUGGCCGAGUGGGCCCUGCACAGGGAGGACCCCCUGAGCAGCCUGGAGCGCCAGCUGGCCCUGCAGCUGCAGAUCACCGAGGCGGCGCGGCGCCUGUGCCUGGAGGAGAACCUGGGCCGCCAGGCCCGGCGGCAGCGGAAACAGGUGGUGCUGCAGGAGGAGAGGAAGUUGCGGGAGCUGCAGCGCUGCCUGGGCGAGCGGAGGCGCAGCAGCGAGCCCCUGCCCUCGCCGGCGCCGGGCCCAGAGCUCAGCGCCUCUGACGACAGCUCCCUGUCCGAUGGGCUGCUUCUGGAGGAAGAGGAAUCCCAAGUGCCAAAACCUCCCCCGGAAUCCCCAGCCCCAGCUCCCCGGCCUCUGCCACCCCAGAGCCUGGAGGGGCUGAAGCCGACAGGACCAGAGACCAGGGCCCUGGAGCGGGCCCCCAUCCAGAGCAGCCCCUGGAAGGAGACCAGCCUCGACCACCCCUACGAGCGGCCCAGGAAGUCCACCGAGCCCAGUAGUGAGUCCAGCAGCCCUGCCACCACGCCGCAGGACGGGCCCAGCGUCCCUAGCACGUGGCUGCUGGAGCCGGCCGCCUACUGCGUGCUUCCGGUCCGCGGUAUUCCUGGCCAGCGCCAGGGCCGCACCAGCGCCCCCGCCACCCCCGAGAUGCAGGGGCGGAGGGGCCAGUCGCAGUCCCUGAGGGUGGACUCCUUCCGGGCGGGACCGGAGGGCCGGGGUCGCAGCGCCUUUCCGCGCCGCCGCCCCACGCACUACACCGUGACCGUGCCAGAGUCCUGCUUCCCCGCGGCCAAGCCCCCGCUGCCCCGCGCUGCCUGCCACUCCUGCUCGGAAGACAGCGGCUCCGACGUCUCCAGCGUCUCCCACCCCGCCUCGCCGGGCGGCAGCAGCCCCGACAUCUCCUUUCUGCGGCCCCUGUCCCCGCCUGAGCUCCCUCGCCACCGCGGGGCCUGGGGACCGGCCAGCGGCAGGGAGCUGGCCGCCCACUACCCCCGGGUGCUGCUGCCUGCCGGGUACCUCCCGGCCGGGCGCUACGUGAUGGUGGCCGAGGGCCACCCGCCGCCCGGAGAGUGGGAGCUGCGCCGCGCCGCCUACGACGCCGAGGCCACCCCGCUGCGCUACCAGCGGCCGGUGCCCGCCCACGGCCGCGUCGUGCGGACGCCCUCCCUGAAGGACAGCCCCGCGGGCCGGGGGCUCAGCAAGGCCGCCGUCUCGGAGGAGCUCAAGUGGUGGCACGAGCGGGCGCGCCUCCGGAGCGCGCGGCCCCACUCGCUGGACCGCCAAGGGGCCUUCCGGGUCAGGAGCCUGCCCCUCGGGAGAGAGGGCUUCGCAGGAGCCCUGGGGCCCCGGACUCAGGUGCCCACCGUGUGCGUGCUCCGGAGAUCGCCUGAGGGGGCCCCCGUGCAAGUGUAUGUUCCCGAGAAUGGAGAGCUCAUCAGCCAGGUGUAGCACCGGGCACCCGAGCUGAGCCGGGCAGGACUGCGCCCCCUGGGGCCGAGACCCCACCAUCAGUGCCUCCUCAGCUCCCCGCCCCCAUCGCAGGCCGAUGACCGGAGCUGAGACCUCUCCCUGGUUUUUUUCUUUUUUUUUUUUUUUUACGCCGGUCUUCUCAGCAGCCUUGCCCUGGGGCUCUGCCUGUUUGUGGCCUGUCCCCAAGACCCCCGUGAUGGGACUGGGCUCCCUCUCCCCUUUCUGGCCUCCGGAACUUCAGGCCUUGCCUGUGUGAUGGACAGCGUCGGUCUCCGUAUUCAAGACGAGUGGCAGGGAUGUGCCCCGCGGAGUCGGCCGGUCCGGGACUCCCUCAGCUGCUGUGCGCCCGGUUCGAGGACUCCCUGGAGAGCAGCCCCUGGCCGCCGCCCGCACACACUCUUGACUCUGCCAUUUCCCCGGUCUCUGGGGAGUGUAGGCUGGGGCGGGGGGACCGCCCUCCCUCUGUAAUGUGCUCCAUGAUGCACGCCCAGUGCUGGGAGAGGUCAGCAUUGUCCCCUGACCCUGCCAUUUCCUGUUCCCGUAAAACCCCCCUUCAGGGCCCCAGCCCCAAUCACGUCUCUAGGCCCUGUGGGCCCCCAACCCAGGCCAAGUGAAGGCUUGCAGCCUCUCAUCUCCCGCGGCCUCUCUUCAUCGCGACCCUGGAGGUGAUACUUGACGGAUGCUUUGAGGAAGGCACCCCUUCCAGGAGGACAUGAUCUGGGGGCAGAGCUGGGAGGAGACGCAGCGCCUGCUCCCCACCUAGCCACGCUUGUGCUCUGAGAAAGCCCCGGGGUACGCAGACCUGGGGGUGCUCACGCCCGAGACGGGCUGGCCUUUCCCAGGGGCGUGAGUAACGGUGCCAGCUGCUGAGCGAGACCACACCUGCGAGCUGCAGUCCCUGGGGUUCUGAUGCUAGGGCCCCCUUUGCUGCAGGUCAGCUCCCCAGGUAGGGGUCCUGCUGCAGUGCAGAAGCGCCCUGUUGAGGCCAGGAGGGGAGGGAGAGUGGCCUUCUGGGUCUCCCUGUGCCCACAUCCCCUGCACUAGAACAGACCCCAAGUGUAGCACAGCUGUGGCGUAUCCAGGACCGCCCAUGCCUGACCCAGCAGAGCCGUGGUUCUGUUGGAGAGAGCGACCUGGGCAGGGAGGGGGCAGUGGUGGCGAGGGGAUGCACUGCAGCCAUCCCCACCUUUGGGCCAGCUCUACCUUCCAUUACGCUGACCCAUCUGCCUCUGAGCCCCUUCCCCAGUGCCCAGCUGCACCUCCCCCGGGGCCUCGCAGGAGCCCAGAGCUCUCGGCCGAGCUAGGAGCACACCUGACACUCCUUAAAUCACUGCUGGCUCCUGGGUAGCCAUUGCACACGGCCAGGCCUUUGGCUGGAACUGUGGGUCUGGCGCCACCCAACUCAAUAAAGUCUGUUCUUUGUGAUUG